Penicillium soppii is the source of this 744-nucleotide messenger RNA. RefSeq lists its product as uncharacterized. The transcript is spliced from 4 exons. The coding region runs from base 1 to 744 and encodes 247 amino acids. NCBI's taxonomy places the organism in Eukaryota, Fungi, Ascomycota, Eurotiomycetes, Eurotiales, Aspergillaceae. The record is from RefSeq and is a predicted model, not a curated record.
AUGGCAACGAGCACUUCGAACUAUGCUGCUUACUCUACAGAUACCGAUUUCAUAGGCUGGUACAUCGCAGCAACUCCCCAACCGAUUCUCUGCGUAGAUGGCGGCACAUGGACUACAAGCGGAUCUCUCGGUGACUGUAGUUCAACAUCUGGCGAUACCAUCGCUACAUCCUGCUAUCAUGGGUCGAGCGUAGUAAGAGGGUCGACUACUGAAGCAUGCGGCUCGGGCUCAACAUGCGACUUCUUUAGAAUCUUUUCAACUACUGGCCAAGAUGGUCUUGAGGCCAAAACACGAUACGCUUGCAUGGACAAUUGGGCUGCCAACAGUGUCUACCGUACUCUUCCCUCGCAGUGGCUAGUAACCUCAACUUCAGCUUCCGCGACAAGUACUUCAUCCUUCACCACCUCUUCAUCCUCUAUCUCAACGACAUCCACAUCCACAUCCACAUCCACUAGCAGCCCCGACUCCUCCAGCUCCUCCAGCUCGGGAAUAAGCAACGGCGCGAUUGCGGGAAUAGUCGUCGGCUGCGUGGCAGGCGGUGCAAUUCUCGCGCUGUUAAUCGUAUUCCACAAGAGACUCUUGGCAUGCUUCGGAUACCAGAAACAAACGGAUAGUGGCCCGGCAUGGUCUCCUGUUUAUGUGCCCCCACAGACGCAGUCGGCUUCUCAGUCCCAGCCUAUGUCGGAGUUGUCUGGGCAGCGGAAUAUUCAUGAGCUUGGUGCGAAUGGCUCGAGUCAGGCUUAG